Molecule: messenger RNA, 2974 nt
Organism: Aptenodytes forsteri (emperor penguin)
Lineage: Eukaryota; Metazoa; Chordata; Aves; Sphenisciformes; Spheniscidae
Product: NADPH--cytochrome P450 reductase
Exons: 17
Coding region: 243-2138 (631 amino acids)
Biological process (GO): response to hormone
Cellular component (GO): cytosol
Molecular function (GO): FMN binding; flavin adenine dinucleotide binding; NADPH-hemoprotein reductase activity
Source: RefSeq, a predicted model, not a curated record
CUGGAGAGGGUGAAGACACCUGGAUCGCAGUGUUGGGAGUUAGUCAUCAGCGUGGAAUUGAUUCUUAGGAAGUCAUCUUAUUUGCAGGACAGCUGGAGGAGCUCGACGGGGCCGUACGACCAAAACUCCUUGUCUUGUCUUGAGGGAGGCUUUCCCCGCUGCUCGCCGCCCUUCGUGCUGGAGCUCACAGGCCCCAUCAGCGCUUGCUUGCAGAGCUGUUGGUGCAAGUGCCUCUAACCGUCAUGGGGGAUGCCGGCAUGGAACUGAACAUGUCCCCUCCCGACAGCGCUGCACAGCAAGACUCUCUCUUCAGCAUGACGGACGUGUUUCUCAUCUCGCUCAUCACCGGGCUUUUUACUUACUGGUUCUUCUUCCGCAAGAAAAAAGAGGAAGUUCCAGAUAUCCCCAAAAUGCAAUCAAUAGCAACUCCAGUGAGAGACAGCAGCUUCAUUGAGAAGAUGAAGAAGACGGGGCGAAACAUAGUGGUUUUCUACGGUUCCCAGACAGGUACAGCAGAGGAGUUUGCCAAUCGUCUCUCCAAAGAUGCUCAUCGCUACGGCCUCCGGGGCAUGGCAGCGGAUCCAGAGGAGUAUGACUUGUCGGACCUGAGUCGCCUCUCUGAGAUCGACAAGUCCUUAGCUGUGUUCUGCAUGGCCACUUACGGCGAGGGUGAUCCCACGGACAAUGCCCAAGACUUCUACGACUGGCUGCAGGAGGCCGACGCUGACUUGUCGGGUCUCCGAUUUGCAGUCUUUGGGCUGGGGAACAAGACUUAUGAGCACUUCAAUGCCAUGGGAAAGUAUGUGGACAAGAGGCUGGAGGAGCUUGGAGCCCAACGCAUCUUUGAACUUGGGCUAGGAGAUGACGAUGGCAACUUGGAAGAAGACUUCAUCACCUGGAGAGAGCAGUUCUGGCCUGCGGUGUGUGAGCACUUUGGGGUGGAGGCUACAGGAGAAGAGUCCAGCAUCCGCCAGUAUGAGCUGGUGGUGCACACGGAUGUGAACGUGAACAAAGUCUACACCGGUGAGAUGGGUCGUCUCAAGAGCUACGAGAACCAGAAGCCACCGUUUGAUGCCAAGAACCCCUUCCUGGCCCAGGUUACAGAGAACCGCAAGCUGAACGAGGGUGGAGAGCGACACCUUAUGCACCUGGAGCUGGAUAUCUCCAAUUCCAAAAUCAGGUACGAGUCUGGGGACCAUGUGGCAGUGUACCCAGCCAACGACUCUUCUCUGGUGAAUCAGAUUGGUGAGAUCCUGGGCAUGGAUCUGGACACAAUCAUGUCCCUAAACAAUUUGGACGAGGAAUCCAAUAAGAAACAUCCCUUCCCCUGCCCCACGUCCUACCGUACAGCCCUGACGUACUACCUGGACAUCACCAACCCGCCCCGCACCAAUGUCCUCUAUGAGCUGGCCCAGUACGCCACGGACACCGGCGAGCAGGAGCGCCUCCGCAAAAUGGCAUCGUCUGCUGCUGAGGGGAAGGCUCUCUACCUCAGCUGGGUGGUGGAGGCCCGGAGGAACAUCCUGGCCAUCCUGCAGGACAUGCCCUCGCUGCGGCCCCCCAUCGACCACUUGUGUGAGCUCCUGCCCCGCCUGCAGGCCCGCUACUACUCCAUUGCCUCCUCCUCCAAGGUUCACCCCAACACCAUCCACAUCUGUGCCGUCACGGUGGAGUACGAGACCAAGACGGGACGCCUGAACAAAGGGGUGGCCACCAACUGGCUCAAGAACAAGGUGCCCGAUGAGAACGGGAGCAACUCUCUGGUGCCCAUGUACGUCAGGAAGUCGCAGUUUCGCCUGCCCUUCAAACCCAGCACGCCCGUCAUCAUGAUUGGACCGGGAACUGGCAUAGCCCCCUUCAUCGGCUUCAUUCAGGAGCGGGCCUGGCUGAAGCAGCAAGGCAAAGAGGUUUAUGUUCAGCACUUACUGAAGAAGAACAAGGAAAACGUCUGGAAGCUGGUUAAUGAGGGGAAUGCUCAUAUCUACGUGUGCGGCGAUGCUCGCAACAUGGCCCGGGAUGUGCAGAACACCUUCUACGAGAUCGUGGCUGAGUUCGGGAACAUGAGCCAGCCCCAGGCCGUGGACUAUGUAAAGAAACUGAUGACGAAGGGCCGGUACUCUUUGGACGUCUGGAGCUAAGAGCGGGGCUGGCGGGGCCGGGGAGAGAACAGGUCCCCAGGCAUGGGCCCGUGGGAGGUGGAAAGCCUGCUCGCCCACUGCUGCUGUGGGUGACGGCGUCGUCCCCAGCCCACAGCUACCCCAGUGUCACUCCCAACCCCUCCUGGGCCACAGCAGCCCCCCAGGGCGGGCUGUGUGCCCUGGGGGGUGGAAGGGGUUGAGAGGGGGAGGGGGGUAGCUCAGGCUGUUGUCCGGGAGCUGCGGUGCCCCCGGCACCACCUCGUGGCACCAGCCAUGAGGUCAGGGACACAGCUGAUGUGGGGCAGGAGGGACGGACGGUGCCGGGGGAGCUCGGGCUCCUUCCCUGAACACGAGGUGUUGCCUUAUCCCCUGGGGCUGGAGACCACCCUGGCCUGCCGGCACGGGCAGCCUGGGGACGGCAGAGGGGUGGAGGAGCCGGCAGCCCCCUGCGCUGCGGGUUUGGUGCGAGGGCACGGCGUGGGGCAGCGAUCUGUCCUCGCCUCCCUCCCACCCUGUUUGGCCAUUUCUAGGAUGCAGGGCUGGCAGCCGGCCCUGGGCACAGAGCUGCCCCACAGGCACCCCCCUUCUUUCCCCCCGCUGCCCGCCUUCGCUCCAGCACACAGCGGGGAGGGGAUGGCUCCUCUCCCCUCUGGAAGAGACCUGGUCUUGGGGGGUCUCAGUCCGCAGGGGCCCUGCUUGCUCCCUGGGGUCCUGCAAUGGGCAGCUCCCCUGUGCCCAGCCCCUCCCUCAUGCUGUGUACGGUCAUUUUUUAAAUACUGUUUUUAUUUUAACAUCUUUGUGAUUUAAUCAUGGAAAAAAAAAAAACCAACAACCUU